Molecule: messenger RNA, 1731 nt
Organism: Clonostachys solani
Lineage: Eukaryota; Fungi; Ascomycota; Sordariomycetes; Hypocreales; Bionectriaceae
Source: the annotation of a GenBank genome assembly
AUGAGGCUUAUCAAUGUCAAAACUCAUGAACUUGAAGAGUACUACAACGACCCUCCCAAAUAUGCGAUUCUGUCUCACACAUGGGGUGGUCGCGAGGUGACGUUCCAAGAUUGGCAAAUGAAUGGGGAGGAGAUGGAGAACACGGAGCGAUACGACAAAAUCCUACGGUCAUGCAAGCAAGCCCGGAUAGAUGGCUUCGGGCACCUCUGGUGUGACACAAAUUGCAUCGACAAGACAAGCUCCACAGAGCUAGCGGAAGCAAUCAACUCAAUGUUCUCCUGGUACAAGAACUCGGCAGUUUGUUACGCCUACCUUGCGGAUGUACCGCCCAUCGAUUCAAACGACGACGAUCCGUUGUGCAAUUUUCGCUCAUCUCGAUGGUUCACUAGAGGCUGGACCUUACAGGAGCUGCUUGCACCUACAGCCUUGUGCUUUUUCGCUCAAGAUUGGUCAAUGAUUGGGUCGAGAGAUGAGCUCGCCAGCGAAAUUUCCGUUGUGACUGGGAUCGAGGAGGUGUAUCUGGGCAGCGACCUAUCCGCUGCCAGCAUUGGAAAACGCAUGUCAUGGCUGUCCAAUCGACAGACUACGAGAGUGGAAGACCUGGCGUAUUGCAUGUUUGGAAUAUUCGACAUCAACAUGCCUCUUCUGUAUGGUGAGGGUGAAAAGGCCUUUAUCCGGCUGCAAGAAGAAAUCAUACGGGUAUCCAAUGACCAGACCAUCUUCUGCUGGACCUGGGAUGAUCAAUAUGUUCCAGCGGAUUGGGCUAGUAUUCUCUCUCCAUCGCCGAGGACAUUCAAAGAUGCUGGGAACUAUUCCCAAAACUCAUGGAGUAAUGAGUCUGCCCCAUACAUCAUGACCAACGCCGGCCUAUCGAUCAGUCUGCCAGUUCUCAAUCUGAUAAAGGAGAGAGCUGGGCCUAUUGAGGCAUUUGAAAAUCUCCUGGCUGUUUUAGACGUCAGGUCGAAUUCACCCAGUCAUCAAGUAGCGUUGCUCUUUCACAAGACAUCCGGCAAUGAUCGCUUCAGAAGAAGCCGUAUACUUCCGGGACCAGUGCCGAUAUUUUGGAAUCCUGGUCUGCUGAAGAGAAGCAUGUACAUCGCCGGGAGCAGAGACCGUUGGCCGCUCAAGCAUAUUGUACAUAAGUACCCGGAAUUCGGGGUUCUUCUGACAAUGGACUGCUGCGAGACUUUGCCUCAGUCUUUCACCGUUUCUUCGCCUAGACUCGAGUCUGGCAUUCUGAGUCUGGGCCUGUCUGGGGAGGCCGGAUAUUAUGGACGCUUUUUGACCAUUGAAACGUCCGAGGGGCUUAGUAGGAAAGACCAUACUGGGGAUAGAAUGGCCUGUAAGAUCUUUUUCGGGGUGCGAGUCCGAGAGGGGAGCACGGAAUGGUGCACGAAAAUCGUUGGUGCAAAAGUUGCCCAUGAUUCAAGUAACAGUGGCCGUAAAUCUGGCAACCCAAGGAGAACCAUCUAUGACGAGAAGACGUGGAAAUUUCAGUUUCCACCAGACCGGGACCCCAUGUCAGACUGGAUGAGAAUGCAGAAGUUUAAUCUCGUGGCCUCGGUCCAUCUUACAGCAUUGGGAGAAACGAAUGAGCAUGAUUGGAUGAAAGGGAAGGGAGAUGGCGUUCAAGGCCAGAAUAGACUUGUGAAGGCAGAGGAAGAAAACAAUUCUAGGCUUAGCACAAUCCUUAAGUCGUUCAGCUACAAGAAUGCCCAGUGGUGGGAAUGA